Messenger RNA from Caenorhabditis auriculariae, 5149 nucleotides. The record is from the annotation of a GenBank genome assembly. Lineage: Eukaryota; Metazoa; Nematoda; Chromadorea; Rhabditida; Rhabditidae.
AUGUCGACGAAAUUGACGGAGGAAGAGGAAGAGUGCGCCCUCUGUGAACAUUGGUCUCGAUACGUACUGUAGAAAGCCGAAACUAAACUGAAGUCUUGAGGUUUCCCGGGGCCGAUAACAGGUGCUCUUCUUUCGUGAUCGCUCCAUCCACGGUUGCAGAGAGAUGAUGCGAAGUAAAGCUCCGCCCAUUUGGCUAGAGUCUCCUUUGACCAUUGGCUGGCCUCUUUGGCGGUGAUUGCUUUUUUUGCAGCUCUGAGAAGGUAUUCAGACUGAAAAUGUCGAAAUAUGCGUCAGAAACGAAGAUUUAUAAAAAAUCGAAGAAGACAUUUUAUUUCUAUUUUUCUACUUCUUAUCAGAAAAACCAUUUUGGUUUUUAUUUUCAAGCCUUUAAAAGUUUUCCCAUAAGUUUUCUGAUGAAUUAUAUGAAUGUCGUCUUCUUGCGCUCUUUUACGGUUUGAGCGGCGUCGGCAGCCCAAGUCGAUGAGGCGAGGUUCUACAUUAAUAUCAGUGGGCUGGCUCGAUUCAAAAAAAAGUCAAAAAAAAAGUCCACGAGAAGAUGUUUUCUGUUACCGAGACGAUAUCGGGACGAGAUGGCAGCUCGUCUCAAUAGACCGAGACAGAGACGAGAUCGAAUUCUCGGUCCUCCCUCGUCUGAGGAUUUUGAUGUCGUGGUUUCCCAUUACCAACAUUUACUCUUGGUUAUGUCGCGGUGGGAUCGAGCUUAUGACCCUUUGGACCGUAGACAGGCACACAACCUGUUGCGCUACGGCGCGCCGCAAAAGGAUGAAUUUCUUGGGAUUCGCAAACUGCAUCUUGUUACCGAGAACAUUCUUGUUACCGAGAACAAAAAAAGUCCGAUGAUAUAUUCGUUUAGCGAAACAAAAAACUUCUGGGCAACUUUAAAAAAAAAAGGUAUACUUCAUUAGCUGCGUCUUGAGACACUCUGACUUGUCUCCGCUCUCUUCUUUUACUCAGCGAGGUUAGGGAAACGUAAAAUUGCACGUGAACGCGAGAGCUUCGUUGAGAGAAAAGAGUGCGCAAAAAAGUCUCACUUUUUUCAAAAUGUGGUGAAUGACUAUCGAUUGAGCUCUUUAUCGUUGGAAUGCGUUUUUAAACGGAAAAUUUUUUUUAGUAUUGUUUAAAAUAACUCACGAGAAGAACCACGUCAGUCUCAAGUCAAGAAGUUUCGAAAGUAAUCAUUCAUGAGCUUCUUUCAUACAUCAAACCUCUAAAAGUUUCCUAAAAGGUCGUUCAAAAUUGGUUUUUCUAAUGUUUGUGAUGUUGGCUGAGACUUUCGGGUAUUCUAGAGAAGGAGUUGCUGAAGGUUGAUGCAUGGAAGGCCUUCAUCGAGCACAUCAGGAAGUGUUUUGCCUUGCAGAAAACUUCCAAAUCCAGAGUUGAACGAUCUUCUUUAUGAGCAAAUCAGUCAAAGCCAGAGCCAGGUCUUCUUUCUUCGCUGCACUGAAAAGCACUGUCUAGCCGUAGUUGGAAAAAGAUUGUUCCGAGUUCUGUCAACAAAACUUUUGCAGAAAGUCAACAUGGUACUUUGGUGCGACUAUGUUUUGUGGUUCGAUCGGAAUGACCGGAGCGACGGUGGGCGUCCCCCAGCUGACAAGACUCUAGGCGGUGGCGGUUAUUUUCGGCGCCGCCUUGUCAACCUCUACUGUUUUCGGGUGCCUCGAGGCAUUGCGACCUGAUAAGCCAGUCCACAGAAUCUCGUCCGGGGAGCGACGGACGGUUGCUUCUUCUCCGCCAUGGAAGUUCUGGUCAACCUGCAUCCAAACAAUCUCCGCUACCUGUUCUACCUGGUCACUCCCAAUGAGACGACCUUCGCCGAUACUGCCGCCAUCCCCAACUACACGGAUCUGGUCAGCUUUUGAGAGUUUAGAACUUUCAGAGGGACUUCAGAGAGAAUUUUGGAGUUCUGACAUCAACGAAAAAUGAAAAGCCAUUUUUCAUCUCAUUGAGGUCGUCCUCUGAAACGUCUCUAAUAGUUUAUGUUUGAUAGAUGCCCGAUGGAUUGUUCAGAACCCUUUAGUGACCGCUUUGCAACUUCAAUCAAAUAUUACCUCACGGCAAUUAUCGUUAUCAGAGUGAAUGAAAAGUGUCGUUUUUUACUUUUAUCGCAGUGCUACAACGCUACCGUAGCCGAUCACGAAUGAGCACGAGCUGAGACCAAGUUCUGCGGCAAAUGGGGGCGGAAUUCUCUGUGGAUUCAACGCACAUUACCGUAAUGAUUAGGAAAAGGCUUAGCCAAAGUCUUGACUUAAAGAUUAGUUCGAUCAAAGAUCUAUGUCAGCAUAAUUAGUUUAAUAAUAAUAAUAAUUUAUAUAGACUAUUUUUAAUUCAAAAGACACAUUAAUAAUGAGAAAAAAAAACUUUAAAAUAUUGAUUCAAUGUCGAAUUGCCUGAAAAACUGACCAAAGACCUUGCAUUGGGUUAAAUAAACGUUGAAUGUAUAUUAAUCCAAAUAGGAUAUGAUUUAGCGAAAAGAUCGAAAAAAAAAACGAAAAAAUUGGCCUUGAGCCAAACGCCUGUUUAAGGUGACCGGUCGUAAUACGGUAGUUUGGAUAGGUUUUUCAAUAAUAAAAUGAAAUCUUGUGUACUUUUUGUGACGUAACUUACCUUGUAACCUCGAAAAAUAGGUCCUUAACGAAUUGCAAAAAAGAAAGAAAAUUAAAAAAGUUUCCUGGCUCCGAAACUGACUGCGCAAUAUUGGCCGGCCACCGGCUGCCGUAGUACUGUCUUAAACAUGCGUGGCCAAAAGUGAGUUUUGUCAUCAAAUGAACAUAAUGACACAUAUUUAAAAAAAAAAGGACGAAUCUAGUUUUUUUUUAUUUGCAGACGAUGCCGUGGUUGAUCGUCUUGGUGGUUCUGGAGUACUUUCUCAGCGACGACAACAAAUUUGCCUUCAACGAUACGGUAACCUCAAUCAACGCCGGAAUAUUGUCUAUCAUGUUCAAGUUCGUUAGACUUCGUCGAAAGUGCAGAGAGAGAAAGAAGGAUUCAGGUUUGGCGGAAAGUACCUGUCGGCCUUGGUGUACUCCUACUUCUACACCCACUUCAGGGUCUUGGAUCUCGAUCCAAUGGCCGCCUCAACUUGGGUUUUGUGCUUUUUCACGCAAGACCUCGCCUACUACUUGGGCCAUCGAGCCAUUCACGGUGAGAUAUUUUUGGGAGAUUUAUCUGAGGCUUUGGAUGAUGUCGAAAGUUUUUAGCGGUGUAAAGAAAAAAACCUUUUUGAGAAAAAAGGUAGAUUUUCUCUCAAUUUUUGCAAGGUUUUUUGAAAAGCUGAAAAUAAUACAUUUUUUGUGUUUUGUAUAGAUCAAUUUUUUUGAAGCUAAUCUGAGUUGUCGACAGGAAAAGUGAGACCUUUUGAAAAAUAAGUUAGCUGCGCCUAUAAAAUACACAAGCUCAUUGUAUUUUCGCGAAGUGGGGAAAGAUACUUUCUUUUCUAUGAAGAAAUUUCAUUUCAAUGAUAAUAUUCUCCGCAGUAGCAAUGAAGAACAGCUUACAGAAGCCGGCGUUUUUUGGUCUUUCCACCAGAUGCACCACUCCUCCGAGUACUACAACCUGAGCACGGCCCUGCGACAGGGCGCCAUCCAAGACGUCGGAAUGUGUUUCUUCGACCUUCUUCAGAGCUCCGUCAUCCCGCCCAACAUUUUCUUCGUCCACCGCCACCUCAACGUUCUCUUCCAGUUUUGGCUGCACACGGAGGUUUUCACUUCAAAUCGAUUUGCUAGAACUUUGCGAAAGUCCACAAAGGGAAUUCGGCGAACUCUUCCGCUUUUAAAUCUUUUUUUUCCGAUUUGUGCUUUAGUUUCUAAACGUCGUCUUGAAAUUCAAAGAAAGUCGAAUGAGUGAUGUUUGAACUAAGGCGGGACUGACCACUAUCUCCCAGCGAUGACAAAAAAGGGUGAUGUGUGGUUUAUGAUCGAAAUGAACCCUGGUUCCGCGUCUAAACAUCUUUUUUUAUUUCUGGCGCCGCGUUCGACAUUGAUCUUUUGCACUGAAAACUACACUGUGUUCGCUAUAAACAGUGUAGUUUGCCAAUAGUUUGAGACAGUCUCGAAGUCUUGAUAAACCAAGAUGACUUUUGCAGAUUGUUCCUCCGUUGGGACCCCUCGAAUACUUCCUGAACACGCCGUCGAGUCAUCGUGUUCACCACGGACGAAAUCCCUACUGCAUCGACAAGAACUACGGAGGCACACUUAUCAUUUGGGACAGGUUGAUCAUCUCCAGAUCACCUCGACAAACCACCUUUUCAGACUUUUCGGAACUUAUGAGAAAGAGCGCAAAAAUGAAAAAAUCGCUUACGGGCUAGUCUCCAAUGUUCACACGUUUGAUCAGCUAUAUUGCCAGGUUUUUCGGAGUCCGAGUCUUUCAUGAGAUACUUGUUUUUUUUUCAGUUCUUCGAGUUCAAGCAGCUGGGUUAUGACAAACCAAACCUUGUGGACGAGAAUGGCAAGCCGAUUUUUCCUACUUUCUGGGAUAAAGUAAGCUGGAGUCGUUCUUUCCUACCGUCAUGAAACUGCUUUGCAGAUAUUUAAUUUUCUUUGAAUUAAUAUUUUUUAGUUGACACAUUUUCAGUUUAAAGCCGUUUUCGGACCUCCUGGCUACUUCCCAGGCGUACGAACUAAGCAGUUCUUCUGGUGGCGCUGCAUGGUGGACAGCAAAGAAGGCAUUCCUGAGGUCAGACACCAGCUUCAACCUCAAGCAACAGAGUUUUCAGAUCGAGAAACGCGUCGAGGUCUAUAACCCACCACUGACGCUCGCCUUACGCGUUUUCCUCGGAAUCCACUUCGUCGUGCUCAUCUUCGCCUCUCUGCACUUCAACCACGUUCGCGCCAGCCUCGACUACCCACAGUUCCUAUUUGGACUCGCCUUCAUUGUCUCCACGACGCAGAUCUUCGGCUACUACUUCGACAACAGGUUCAGUUGUCCUUCCCCACUUCAAGAUUGUUUCUGCUCCUCCAGAUACGCGGCGUUGCCCUGUGACAUUCUGCGACACAUCGUCGUGUUUCUGGUCGGCCUGCACUUCGGCAACCGCGACUGGACUUCCUGUGCCCUCGCUUCUCUCGUCGCCAUCACUUGCCUCGCCCAGUCCCGCCAGAUUUAUGUUGCCAUCGAGCAGAAAAAGCUUGAAUGA